This is a messenger RNA of Verruconis gallopava, 3051 nucleotides long. RefSeq lists its product as uncharacterized. Gene Ontology annotation, molecular function: GTP binding; GTPase activity; microtubule binding. Gene Ontology annotation, cellular component: membrane; cytoplasm; microtubule. The record is from RefSeq and is a predicted model, not a curated record. NCBI's taxonomy places the organism in Eukaryota, Fungi, Ascomycota, Dothideomycetes, Venturiales, Sympoventuriaceae. The transcript has 4 exons. Bases 180 to 2828 code for a protein of 882 amino acids.
GGACAGGAGCGAGUCAUCAACACCGCCUUGUAGAUCUAUGCUUCAUUUUCUAGUACUUAUAUCGUCUGUCUCUGCUCGUUACCUAGCCUUGUUAUUCAUAAAUUCACGCCGUCAUUCCUUAUUCUCAAAAAAGUCUUUGCAACCAUUGCCUUCUCCUAAUAUAUACUCAAAUAUAAGCCAUGUUCAAACCAGGUAAAGAUCGAGAACGUCGGUAUCAGAAUCGGUCACAGGUUGAAAUCAACGAAGCCGACGUUUUUACGUCAAAGACCUCCACGGUGCCAAAUCAUGAUUAUCACACAGCUGAGAUGCCUCAUCAAAACCGCCUAGAUCAAAUGCCAGGAAGCUUUCAAACUACCCAAGAUCCCACAUUUUACGCUUACCGAGCACCACAAGAAAAUGUUGGCACUAGCGCUCGUUCUGCAACGCCUGGUUAUUUUAAUAGCAACGUUGGGGGGCCUUCAUACCUAGAACAAACCCCUCCAACACCGCCGUCUUCGGCGCGUAAGAAAUCUUUGAGUGAUAGGAAACCUGUUCAUGUAUCACAAAACCCAGAAGUCACAUUCAAUCGCCCCUCGUUCGAGGUUCCAGACACACCGAGCCCUUCACCCUCUGCUGCCACAAGGUCGAGCAACCACGAGGCGUUAUUUGGUAAUCCAUCUACCCCGAAGAUACCCCCAGCCCGUACCUUAAGGCCGUCGGUAAGAAGAGGAGACGAAGGCUUGGCGUGGGAGAAGAUCAUUAGCGACCUUUCACUCCAUGACGAGAAAGAGAAUCAGUUCCUCGAUCUGGUGGAUGAGAUGCGCAAACACGGACUGGAGCGUGAACUGAGCUUACCUCGUUUGGUAGUGUGUGGUAAACAAUCUUCAGGGAAAAGCUCUGUAUUAGAAGCUAUCACGAGGCUACCAUUUCCAAGAGGUGACACCACCUGUACACGCUUUGUGACAGAAAUUCGAAUGAUUCGCGACGCUGAACUUUCAAGCACCACUGUCUCAGUAACAAUUCGGCCAGGUUUGAAUAGAAAUGAGAUUGACGCCCAGGUCCUGAAAAAAUUUGACGAAACGUGUACACCGGAUGGAUUUGAAGCUCUUUUCACCAGAGCUGCUAGUGCGAUGGGAAUUCUCGAAGACGAAAUGGAUGAAAUGUUUCAAUUUUCUCAAGAUACUCUGUGCGUCGAAAUCAAAGGCCCACAUUGCCAACGUAUCUCGCUAGUUGAUUUGCCUGGGUUAAUUAGUGCAAACAAGGGAAAGAAAGAUGACAUUAAGAUGGUGGAAUCCAUUACGGAUUCAUAUAUCAAAGAUGAAAGAACUAUAAUACUCGCUGUCGUCAACGCAGAAGGCAACGUGAAUGACCACAGCAUCCUUGAAAAAGCACGGCUCGUUGAUCCCAACGGCGAGAGGACAUUCGGAAUCAUCACAAAGCCUGACAGACUAGAAGCCGGUUUGGAAAAUGAGACCGACUGGUUAAACCUGGCUUUCCAAAACGAUAACGCGUUCUUUAAAUUUGGAAAAGGAUGCCACGUAAUGGUCAAUCGAAACGGGCAUGACACCAAAGAACGAACGCCGUCCGACGCCAGAGAUCUCAAUGAAGAGGAAUUUUUCCAGUCCGAAAAGUGGGGACCGAACUCUGGAAGAAAUGCAGGAAAAAUCAAUCGUUGGCACGAACUCUUUCGUACACGUAACUGGGGGGUAAAGAAUCUGCGGCCGCGUUUGACCCAAUUGCUAUUUCUCCAUACCCGAAAGCAGAUUUCGACUAUUCGGAGGGAUAUCAACAAACGUAUAGCUGAAUAUAAUGCCGAAAUAAAUCGUCUCAGCUUGGGUAUUCUUGAUCAGAAGGAGCUUCGCAAGGUCCUUUCAAAGAAAAGCGGCAAUAUGUUAACCACAACUGUCCAAGGUGUUGACGGUACCAAUCGCGAUGCCGAGUUCUUCGGGGUCGACCAAUUCGAGUCAAACAAUGGACCUGCUCGAUAUCUCCGUGGAAGGAUCCGCACGGAAAGCGAAUUUUUUAAUCAGACAAUGAAUCUGAAAGGUCACAGAAAAGGCUAUGCUUGGGGACCGGACGAACCAACGCCCAAAGAAUUCCCAGAAGUUGAUAAGUUUCACCAUUUCUUGAAAGAGUCACUUGGUACAGAACUUCCUGGAAAUUUCGAUCCGCAAAGGACAACACUUCUCUUCAUUCAUUAUUCCAAACCGUGGCAGAAUAUUGCGCAAGACUAUUUGGAUCGUGCAUACAAUCACGCCAGGGAGUUUGUCAAAAUUGUCGUGUCCGAAAAGCUCGGGAAGGAUUUGCCGGAAAUAGCGAUCAAGCUUCGGCAAUAUGUUCUCGAAGAUCGUCUUGAGGAACUCAAAAAGCAAGCAGAUGCUCAGCUCAGAGAGAUUGAGCAGGAUCGUCAAGGUAAUGUUAUCACUGAAGAUAUGCGGUUUCUGAUGGAGUCUUCCAAACGCUUCACGAUUCGACUUUCUCGACGAGUCGAGAAAACGUCAAAAGAUAGUAAUUCCCCGACUCCUGAAGUCGUGAAUGUGAUUUCACUUGAAGAACCCGAGAGCAAGCGGCAAGAAGCUGCACUGCAAAUGAUUGAGGAGAUGUUGAUAUACUACCGAAUUGCGCGAGCCAGAUAUAUCGACAAUGUUAUUAUUCAAGUUGUGGAACGCUGUCUUCUUUCCAAAUUGCGUAAUCUCUUCGAGCAGGAUUGGAUGGAGGACGAGAACGUGUACAGGCGUGUCACACACGAUCCUGGCUCCGAUGACCGCCGGCGUAAGAAAGAAGCUGCAGAGGAGAGACGUAAGAGUCUCAGGGACUGUUUAAUACGACUUGAAAGUCUGGAUACUUAGGACGAGUCGUGUGACUUAGAAGUUUCGGGACUAUAAUAGUUUGUUGGGCCUACAUGUUUCACAAUCAGUUGAUUAAGAUCUCAUCAGCGAACUUAUCCGUGUUGCUCAAAUUAUCGUCAAAGACCAGCAAUCAAAGUCACACUCAUUACGAUAUUGCUUCUUCUUGAGAAUUGAAAACAAAUUUAUCUGAAGUCUAAUACUCUCCUACAAUAAUCGCGCGCAC